AUGAAGUAUUCAGAGUUCAAUCAAACAACUGAAGAAUUUCAACAAAUUUCGAAUUUAAUAUCAUCACAUUUGAGUGAACCAUAUUCUAUAUACGUCUAUUGGUUCUUUCUUAACACAUGGCCACAAUAUUGUUUGACGUUGCGAGAUGAGGAUACUCUGGAACUUAUUGGAGUUAUCAUCUCCAAAGUAGAACCACAUAGAGAUGUUAGAAUGAGAGGAUAUAUUGGGAUGCUUGUAAUAGAUCCUAAGCAUAGAGGUAAAGGAUAUGCAUCAAAAUUGGUUGAAAUGACCGUACAAAAAAUGAUCAAGUGUGAUGAUGUCGAUGAGAUCACCUUGGAGACUGAAGUGAUAAAUCAAGGGGCAUUGAAACUAUAUGAAUCUUUAGGAUUUAUGAGAACCAAAAGACUUUAUCGUUAUUAUUUAAAUACUCAUGAUGCCUUCAGAUUGAUUUUACCAGUGACAGAAAAGUCAAUGAAAAGAAUUGCAUUUUUAACUCCAAUUGUAUAG
Molecule: messenger RNA, 507 nt
Organism: [Candida] anglica
Lineage: Eukaryota; Fungi; Ascomycota; Pichiomycetes; Serinales; Debaryomycetaceae
Source: the annotation of a GenBank genome assembly